UAGCGAGAGCUGCCGGAGCUGACAGUUCAUCGUCAAAGAGUCCUGCCGUGGGACCGGCAUCUUCGACGAGCAGAAGUCCAGAUACACUGGAGCAUCGGCAGCCAUGGCCUUCCCGCACAUCCUAGGUGUGGCUCUUGGCUCCGACAGCCCUCCCAAGAUCAACUCGUUCGCGUACAACUUUGGGAUCCGCCCUGAAGAGGCUUCCAACGCGUAUGGCUUCCUAGGGAAACUAAUUUCGGAAGACAACCUCGCCUUCUACUCAAAUGUGUACUUCUCUGCAAUGGGCCCUAUCGGCGACUAUAUGGACCCAAGAAUUUACGCCCAGCGAUGUCGCAAUUAUUAUCAUGGCUCCGGCAGCAACACGGUCGCCUUUAGCGCUGUAGCCGCUGGCGUCGCUGCUUUCGGGUCGUUCCUCUCCACAACCAGAUACCCGCGGGAGUCUGAUCUGCUGCAGUACGCUAAAGCUAUUCUCGAUAAUCCUGGAUCCAUACGCAUGCUGAGCAUCGAUCAUAUCGUCGCGUGGGGCAUGCGGUUAUUUUAUCUACGGGCCACAACCCGCCCUAGUAAUGCUUGGGUCGCGUCGUGCACUCUUAUGCACCUUUGCGAAGUGGUCGGGUUACACGAAGAAGAGAACAUCAAAAGGAUGGCGUCUGUCGCCGGCGCUGCUGUUGUUGGGCAUGAUGCGGACUGGCUAAGGCGAAUUUUCUGGAUCUCGUGGGCUGGGCAUCAUAUGCUGUCGUAUGAGUACGAUCGUUCGGCUGUAACAUUUGGGGCCGUGACUUGUCAGGCUAUCAUCCCGAUACUGGGGUCCGUUGCCGACCAGUUCGUGCAAAUAGUCCAGAUCAUCCCGUCGCCUAACUCGCCGUUCCAGCUCGAAUUGAGAGCGGCUGAGCAGCUAGCCAACCAGGGCCGUCUAUUCUGGAACGUCAUAGGCAGCGUCUUCCAGUGUGUCUGUGUCUUGUUGGCCAUCGACACGCCGGCCUCCUCCGCUCACAUCCCUGCUGCCUUCAAGGGGUUGGAAAAUCUUGUCAGGGCAAUGGACACAGGAUUGACCCGUCAGGCAUUGUCAAUAGCGCGGCAUCUUCUCAGCGUCAAUAUAGCAAAGAAGCGAAAGGGGCUUAUACAGCUGGAAGCUGUGAAAUCGGACUACGAACCCUCCCAGGCGCAGCCGGAACCGGAGGCCAACGCCGCUUUUCCGGACAUUGGCUGGGGUAUGGACUGGGAUCAGGCUUCUCAUCGAGCCAUAUCUAUCGAUUUUCGGUCCCGACAUCCAGCUGUAGUAGCGCAUGGGGGCGUUAUAAAAUGA
Molecule: messenger RNA, 1306 nt
Organism: Aspergillus glaucus CBS 516.65
Lineage: Eukaryota; Fungi; Ascomycota; Eurotiomycetes; Eurotiales; Aspergillaceae
Product: fungal specific transcription factor domain-containing protein
Exons: 2
Coding region: 104-1306 (400 amino acids)
Biological process (GO): response to xenobiotic stimulus
Molecular function (GO): DNA-binding transcription factor activity
Source: RefSeq, a predicted model, not a curated record